Molecule: messenger RNA, 2851 nt
Organism: Mastomys coucha (southern multimammate mouse)
Lineage: Eukaryota; Metazoa; Chordata; Mammalia; Rodentia; Muridae
Gene: Tmem250
Product: transmembrane protein 250
Exons: 2
Coding region: 786-1277 (163 amino acids)
Source: RefSeq, a predicted model, not a curated record
GAGGACGGGCGGGGACCGGCCGCGAACCUGAGGGCCGUCUCCACGGCAACGGCGCCCCGACACCGGAAGUGGCGCCUGCAGAGAACGCGGGCUGAGGGCCGGGGUCGCGCGUAGCGUACGGGCUUGUGAGGGCCGUGUCUCCACGCGCGAAUUAGCGGGCCCUGGAGAGCUCGACCUCCUGCUCUGGGGUCCCGUACGCAGAGACGCGUGCCCCGGUGCCGGGCCGCCCCAUGGCGUGCACCCGAGUACACCUGCUGCGAAAUGCAAACCCCUCCUUUGUGGUGUCCAGUGACACGCCUGAAUGAGGGCCAUUGCCUGGCUAGCUGGGUAAAACGUAGCUAAACCUCCCCGGCUCCGGACAGGUUUCCUCCCACUGCGCCUCGGUUGCAGCUGCACUAGCGGCCAUUUGCUCAGGACCUGCGGCGGUGAAGGAAACUGAUGGAAUGGAAGUCGCAAAAGCCUGUUGGCGAUGCUGCCCUGUCCUGUUACCAACUUUUGGUCUCUAGUUUCCUAUAGUUUGAAAUUUAGGGUUUUUUUUUUUUUUCCAUCUGCAAAUUAACAUAGGCAGCUGCAAAUGACAUUUGCUUGGUGAAACAAGGAACCACACGCAUUGCUCCUCUCUGUGUCCCAGUUUGGAGAAUUCUGGCACUGUGCCCAGCCUAGACAAGCCAGCUAUGCUUCUUUGUACAGGCAGACCCCAGGGAAGAGGUCGUGGUGCCUCCAUUUACAGAGCAAGAGCAGUGGGAGGCCAACACCUCCCCCAAGACUCAGCUGAGGGCUCCUAGAUGCUGCUGACCCCUAUGCUAGCCAUCUGGACACUGCACCGCCACUGCAAAACAGCACUGCCCCAGGGCCCAAUGCCGGUCAUGCCCAUCCCGCGGCGGGUGCGCUCCUUCCACGGCCCGCACACCACCUGCCUGCACGCAGCCUGCGGGCCAGUGAGAACCUCUCACCUGGCCCGCACCAAGUACAACAACUUCGAUGUGUAUGUCAAGAGCCGCUGGCUCUAUGGCUUUAUACGCUUCCUGCUCUACUUCAGCUGCAGCCUCUUCACUGCGGCCCUCUGGGGGGCGCUGGCCCUGCUCUUCUGCCUGCAGUACCUGGGCGUGCGGGUCCUGCUGCGCUUCCAGCUCAAGCUGUCAGUGCUGCUGCUGCUGCUGGGGCGGAGGCGCGUGGACUUCCGCCUCAUGAACGAGCUGCUCAUCUAUGGCAUCCAUGUGACCAUGCUGCUGGUUGGGGGGCUGGGCUGGUGCUUCAUGGUCUUUGUGGACAUGUGACGGCAGCUCACCCUCUAUGGGGCUCUUGAUCGUGCCAUGUCAAGCUUCUUUCUUGGAGGGUGGGGUAGUAGGGGCUUUUUUUUGCCCAAUCCCAGAGGUAAGGCCUGAAGCACACACUCCCAUUGAGGGGAGAAAAGGGCUGAGAUGACUCUGUAGUGGGGACACCACAGUCUCCUCGUUGGCCUCUGUGCUAUCCUUCCUGCGCGCUUUCCCAGAUGUGACAUCCCCCUUUAAGGCUUUAAGCCUCUUGCCUUGGGUUGCCUGUGUGUUUUCAGGUUGUCCAGUGGGUAGCCCAUCUGUAUGUUCGCCACCUUGAGACCUUCUGUGUAACAUCCUCAACAACAUCAGGCCCAACCAGUGGGACACGAAGGGGUGCCUUUGGGCUGCACGGCCCCUUUAUGUGCCCUGUUCCUGGCUAUAGCCUCAGGGACCCAUCUGGCUAUACAAGCAGACACACUACUGCCACUAACUGCACCCACUUUGAGUUGCUUGAAUCCUAAGUCCAUGGACCACUCUCUGCUGUCACAAGUGGCCGUGUCAGUCUUGAACCCCAAGUCAGGCCUCAGUGUCACCUUGGUUUGCAUAGGUGCAGUUUAGCAGGACUAUGGGAUUGGCUAGUCCCUGGUACAAGGGAGCACAGGCACCGAGGCUUGGACUCCAGAGCAGGUCCACACCCUGGGCAGGUCUGUGUAUCAAGCUGUGCUGAGCUCUGAAACCCAAAAGACCCUAGAAAAACACUUCUGCUUAACAUUGGGAGUUUUUACUGUCUCUGAGGGAUGGGGCCUCCAGCCGCUUCCCAAAGUCUUGGCCAGACCUGUGGAAAACAGGAGCAAACCGACUGUACCCCCUCAGUGAUAUUUACUAGCCCUGUGGACAGCCUGGAUGUGCUAGCUGCACCUUUCCCACAUGCUGUUAGGCCUGGUUUGUGAGAUAAAAGAUGGAGUACCUGACCACCUUUGGCCUCUGGCAGGGGUGGGAUAUGGCUCUCACUGGGUGGCAAGUGAAGUGGUUUGAACAGUAACUCCAGGGGCAGGACAUUGAGCAUAUCCUGCUAACACAUGCUUCACCCCAAAUUGUCACCCCACACCCUGGGCAUGGGGGUGGCCCCUUUGACCCUACCCUGCCAAGUAAACUAGUUGUAUUCCACUGAUGAGAAUCUUAAGAAACCCAAACAGGGGAAGCAAAGAUGUAGAACUAUUGACCUAGCUCUUGUAGCCUGCUGUCGCCAUUGGUCUGGCAAGAGGGCUCAUGGAGGAAAUCUGUCUGCCUCCCAGCAUAGGAGAUGAGGUGCCUUCUCAGUGGACCCCGCUGCUGCUUGCUUGCUGCAGAGAAUUGUUUGCACUAAAGCCCACUCUUCCCCCAAAGCAGCAUUGUUCUUUGUUAAUUAGCUUAUGUUCCUCAGAGUGGCCUGAAGCCCCAAUUUGCUGGGUGAUGGUGGGUGUGUCAGGGCUGGUGGUGGGAGGGAAUGAUGGAACCUUGUCACUCAUUGCACACCCAGCUGCCCAGUGUCCUGAGUGCCUGUUAAAUUCUUUAUGAGAUGAAUCACCUGCAUUAAACCUAUUUUUUUAAUGUGC